CUGCCGUAGUUGUUUAUCAAUUUCGAGAUUUUCGAGUGCACAAUUCUUUGGAUUUAUAACAAAUAUCUUAUCAAAUGUGCAUAAAAGUCAGUUGAUAAAUAAUGUCGGAUCAAAUAGAUACUUACUGUCGCCUUUGUGCAGAAACAACACCAAUAACACAGCUAAUAACGGCAGAGGACGAUGUCGCCGUGAGCUCCAAAGUUCUAACAAAAAUGCAGUGGAUAAACAUCGAUAUUACUUCUACUGUCCUUCCAACUACAAUCUGUUUCUCAUGUUUCGAUUUAUUAGAGAAAACCUGGGCGUUCCUACACAACGCACGCACCGCGCAAGUGAAACUAACGUCCAUUUUUGUGAAGAAAACAGUUGACGAUCAAAGCGCAUCAAAUUCUCAAGAAAAGAAAUCGCGAGACAACGUUCCCGUUAUAAAACCUGUGGACAAGGAUUGGGAGGACUUUCAGACGACAAAACAUCAGGUAAAAGUAGAAAAUAGUGACCAGCUAGAGCAUAUAACGACUGUAGACGCCAGUACACUCCUUCAAAUAGAUUUUCAAGUUAAGUCCGAGCAGCUAAGCGACAAUGAGCAUUACGACAAUUCAAUCGACUCCGAAGGCUUCUCCAGUGACAGCAAUGCUCCAUUGGUUGAGAAAAAGAAGAAGUCUAAACGUAAAAAAGGCGAUUACGAACUGAAUGACUUGGGAGUGUCGCUAACUUGGGAAGAAUACAUGUGCCGCUGCGCUCAAUGUGAUGCUCAGUGUAAGAAUAUGGAAUCCUUACAACUCCAUUCCUUGCAAAUACAUUCCUGUUGUUGUGUUUUCAAAUGCUUGGACUGCGAUAAGGUAAUUUCAAGCUACAGAUCCUUUAUAAAUCAUGUCCGAACUCAUAACAAAAGUCUCAGACGGUGUUGCGAAUAUUGCAACAAGCGUUUCUCAUCAUCAUCCUGCCUUAAGAAACAUGUCUCUAACGCUCACCGAAAGUCUUACCUUACAACAUGUUCAAACUGCGGAAGUAACUUUGAAACCCCUGAAUUACUACAAGACCACAUCUUCAUGUUUUCAAGAAGUCAAAAGAAGCAUCGGAAACAGGACAUGCUGGAUUCCGACCUGAAAUGUGAGCAUUGUCAUAAAGAGUUUAAAUCUAGAAGUAAUUUGCAGCAACAUAAACUAGUACACAUGGAACGGAAUAGAGAAUUUGCUUGUCAUGUCUGCGGCAAAAUGUUCUUCACUAAAGGUACGCUGAGUACACAUAUGAAUACACAUGAAGACUCAAAGCCACAUAAGUGUGAGUUUUGUCCGUUAGCUUUCCGAGCCCGUGGUAAUUUAAUAUCUCACAUCAGUCUUCAUUCCGGGGCAAAACCGUUUGUUUGCGAGCAAUGUGGAAAAAGUUUCCGAGUGAAAAGGCAUUUGAAAUCACAUUCCAUAGUCCAUACAGAUUUGAUGCCGUAUGUGUGUGAAUAUUGUAAUAAGCAAUUCCGCUUCAAAACUCGCUUGAACCUCCAUUUGAGACAACAUACGGGAGCCAAGCCGUACACAUGUAUAUUCUGUCAAAGAGACUUUACAAAUGGAUCAAAUUAUAAGAAGCAUAUGAAACGUAGGCACAAUAUUGACACAUCGAAGAAGAAGUUUAACGCUGUUGGUAAGGAUGAGAUGGAUAAUCAGGCAACUAUUCAAGCUGUGCAAGCCACAGUCCAGGCAACAAUACAAGCUAUUCAAGCAACACAAGCCUGAGUUUUACCUAUAGAAUUGUAGCAUUAAAAGCUAGUGGUAAAUAAAUGGCUAGACAGUAGUAUGCUCAAAACUCUUCAGAGAUGAGAUCUUGAGUUGUACUUCUAUUCUAUUCUAAAAUCAUAUACCGAAAUGGAGUUGGAAACUGUCAAAGGUUGAAAAUAUAUAGGGUUGAAAAUUCUCGAAAAAAUCAAAUCGUGUUUUUCAGGACUUAUGAAAUCUUCGUUUUUUCCCAUAUUUUUCAGUUUUUAUCGGAAAUAUAUAGACACUAAGUGACAUUGUUUUUUCCGAAUAAAACUGAAAAAAAACAUAGCUUUUAGAAAAAAACGGGAAUUUUCCGGGUUUUUUCAACCCUAUUUUUAUAGAUGGCACCAGCAUAGGUUUUAACUUACGUAGGAAGUGGCGCCCUCAAUCAAUUUCUUCCAUUAUAUAGUGUCGCUAUCGCUACUAAAGCCUGACAUAUAUGAUCACGCGCCAUGUUGCGGAAUUUUACUGAAACUAUAAUUUUUUCAUACUAUACUAAACUGUCACCCUAUACAUGAGAAUGCACAGCGCCCUCUUGACAAUGAUCAUAUAUUACUGGUCAGGCUUUAACAGCUUACAUAGGUAUGGCAAUAAUGUGCGUACGUCAUGGAUAGUCAAAUAAAAUGUCAGUACCUGUCAUGUCAAUGACCAAUAUCAAAACAUUGUUGAAAUCUUUUUUUGGCAUUUUUGUGGUAAAAUCAGCUAUUAUUACAAACUGCAGUAAAGAUUACUCAUAUUUUUCUAACUUGCUCACUUUAGACACAAUGUAAAUAAAUAAUGUAUUGUAUGUAUGUAUCCAUACUAUACUAAAAUAUUUGAGAAACAGAACAUGAACAAAGUCCCUAAAAAUUACGUUUUGAUUUCGUUUUUUUUUUAUCGAGAACAUAUUUUUUUUUUGUGGUUAUUAAAGGACCGAGUUGAUUUGAAGUUUUUUUUUUUACUUUUUACGGACAGGAAGUGAGUGAACUGAACUCGAGAAUCAAUAUUAAGAUUAUUAUUAGGUGUAUUUAGAGAUGCCCCACACUAGCGUCUCCCGAGCGUCGGCGUCUAGUCAACUCUAUGGCUCGACGCAACGUUGGCGCAACUGCGCAGCGACGCCAUAUUCCAUAGCGCUGACUAGACGCCGACGCUCAAAAGACGCUAACACUGUGGGAUGGCACUUAGAGACAUCCCACAUUAGACAGUAGCGUCUCCCGAGCGUCGGCGUCUAUUCAACUCUGGCUAUUGCUCGACGCAACGUUGGCGCAGUGGCACCAUUUUUCAUAGCGCUGACUAGACAACGACGCUCAAAAGACGAUAACUGUGAAUCGAAUAGUUAAAUAGUAUUUAUCACAUAGCUUGGGUACGGUGACAGCUGUCAUCUCAACUCAUAUUUAGCCGAUUUUGCGUUUUAAGGUUAUAUUUUAAAUGUAAAUGACAGCUGUCAGCAUUCCCAAUGUGAGAAAUAAUUAUUAAUUUAAGGUGAUACAUACCUCGCCUUAACUCAGGGAGUACUAUGAUUAUGAUUAAGUAAUCUUAAUUAAAAUGAAUCUAGUUAGAAUUAUGUUUCGUUAUGUUUUCGUUAUUUAGUCUACAUUAAAUAGUGACAGCCAAAGUAUACAUAUAUAUCGCAACACAUCCUUAGAAAGACCCCGUACUAGUGUCUUUUGGGCGUCGGCGUCUAGUCAGCGCAGUGGCGUAACUAGGGGGAUGGGGCAGAGGGGACAAGUGCCCCGGGCGCCAUCCAAGGGGGGCGCCAAAAUGGGCAAAAGGCAGCAGCAGGGAAACUUUUGUCAGUCGUCAGGGGGCGCAAAUUUGGUGACUGCCCCAGGCGCCAUAUCCUCUAGCUACGCCCCUGAGUCAGCGCUAUAGAAAAUGGCGUCGCUGUGUAGUUGCGCCAACGUUGCGUCGAGCAGCAGCCAUAGAGUUGACUAGACGCCGACGCUCAAAAGACGCUUGUGUGGGGCGGCCCAUAUUCCUAUGAUGUUAUCAUAGGGUGUGUUGCAUUGCAAUGUGAUUGCAAUAUAUUUGAUCAGUGAUCACUGGCUUUGACUGUAUAUUUGAUGUAGACUAUACCUAUUAUAGCAUUUGUACAAUUCAAUUCGAAUUAAACUGCAAAUAAUAUAUUAGUAUUUAUUAUGCGCAACACUGUAAAGUAGAUAAAUAAAGCAAUA
Cydia strobilella is the source of this 3898-nucleotide messenger RNA. RefSeq names its product zinc finger protein 675-like. Lineage: Eukaryota; Metazoa; Arthropoda; Insecta; Lepidoptera; Tortricidae. The record is from RefSeq and is a predicted model, not a curated record. Gene Ontology annotation, cellular component: nucleus; nucleoplasm. Gene Ontology annotation, biological process: regulation of transcription by RNA polymerase II. Bases 102 to 1724 code for a protein of 540 amino acids. Gene Ontology annotation, molecular function: DNA-binding transcription repressor activity, RNA polymerase II-specific; zinc ion binding; RNA polymerase II cis-regulatory region sequence-specific DNA binding. The transcript has a single exon.